This is a messenger RNA of Psammomys obesus (fat sand rat), 2265 nucleotides long. It is a transcript of the gene Fbxo27, whose product is annotated as F-box protein 27. The transcript has 6 exons. The record is from RefSeq and is a predicted model, not a curated record. The coding region runs from base 563 to 1474 and encodes 303 amino acids. NCBI's taxonomy places the organism in Eukaryota, Metazoa, Chordata, Mammalia, Rodentia, Muridae. Gene Ontology annotation, biological process: SCF-dependent proteasomal ubiquitin-dependent protein catabolic process; glycoprotein catabolic process. Gene Ontology annotation, molecular function: protein binding; ubiquitin protein ligase activity. Gene Ontology annotation, cellular component: cytoplasm; SCF ubiquitin ligase complex.
GGCGCACGCCUUUAGCCCAGCACUCCCGCCGCAGAAGCAGGCAGAGCCCUGUGGGUUUGCCUGCGCAGCUGAACUCCAGGCCAGCCGGGCCUCAGAGUCACCUGGGGUGGGUCACGGCCUCUGAGAACCUCAUUUUCUCUGCUGGGAUGGCAGAGACAAGCGAACUUGGUAAAGACGGAGCCAGCAGCCUCUAGCUGAGGCUCAGGGCCGGCGGGGUUAUUUUUGUCCCCCAGAGCCCGCUUUUUCCUGGAAAUCGCGGAUGGCUAUGUGCGCCCUUAGAGGUGACAGGACUGUUUGGGGCGUUUAGGGGUGGGGCCUUCCGCUCCGGUGCCUAACGAGAUAACAGUCGUUGCCAGAUGCCAGAUUUGGGGUCGCUCCCAGUGCUGGACUGUUGGCGAAUCGCGAGGACUGCCCCAGAGCCCUGGCCUAGUCUGUGUCCUCUGGCGGAUUCCAGAAAGCCGAAGGAGGUGGGAUCUGGAGCCACACGGCUGGACGUUAGGAAGCGAGAGGCCGGUGAAUCUCAGAGAGGCCCCACCUGGGAACCGGGGCCUUGGGCAGGGCCAUGGCUACGCGGUCCUCCAGGCCGCGGAGGGGAGCUGGCAGGGGCGCCGCCCAGCGGGGCCUGGGGAACAUGGGUGCCUGGACUUCCAGGAGCCGCGCCCCCACGCGGGAGCCCGAGCCCCGGGAGGUGCUGGACCUCAGCCGUCUGCCCCCGGAGCUGCUGCUGCUGGCGCUGAGCCACGUGCCCCCGCGCGCGCUGCUGCUGCACUGCCGCCGGGUGUGCCGCGCCUGGCGAGCCCUGGUGGACGGCCAGGCCCUGUGGCUGCUGCUGCUGGCCCGGGACCGCAGCGCCGCCGGCCGCGCCCUGCUGACGCUAGCCCGCCGCUGCCUGCCCCCCGCCCGCGAAGGCGUGCCCUGCCCGCUGGGCCAGUUCUGCCUGCGGCGACCGCUAGGACGCAACCUCAUCAGCAACCCCUGCGGCCAAGAAGGCCUCCGCAAGUGGAUGGUUCAGCACGGCGGGGACGGCUGGGUGGUGGAGAAGAACAGGAAGCCCGUGCCCGGGGCCCCCUCACAGACCUGCUUUGUGACUUCCUUCAGCUGGUGUCGCAAGAAGCAGGUGGUGGACCUGGAGGAGGAGGGUCUGUGGCCAGGGCUGCUGGACAGCGGCGGUGUGGAGAUCGUUGUCUCUGACUGGUGGGGGGCUCGCCAUGACUGCGGCUGUAGGUACCGGCUCCUCGUCAAACUCCUGGACGCGCACCAGAACGUCCUAGACAAGUUCUCGGCUGUGCCCGACCCCAUUGAACAGUGGAACAACAAUAUCUACCUGCAGGUGACCCACGUGUUCUCCAACUUCAGGAGGGGCGUCCGUUUCGUGUCUUUUGAACACUGGGGUCAGGACACGCAGUUCUGGGCUGGCCACUACGGGGCCAGGGUGACCAACUCCAGCGUGAUGGUGCACAUCCGUCAGUCCUAGUCGAAGGCCGCCCACCGUGUUGGCGAGACGACCUGACCGUGCCUUCCAGGAGCUGGGGCUGCUGGCCGGACGGCUGGCCGCCUGAAUGAAGCGCUCACAGCUCCCUGGCCUAGGAGGAAGGGUCCCGCUGGGAACGCUGGAGGCCUCCACCACAUCUACCGAUUGCUGCCGCCUUAGAGCAGGGGCGCACGGGUGCAUGCUGUGUCAGAGAGGCCUCGGGCUGCCUCUCCGUCAGCCCAUCCCUCUGCCCCGUCCCCAGUCUUGAUUCCCCGACCCUUUUUUAAAGACAGGGUCUUGCAUAUCCCAGCUGGCUACAAACCAAGGAAGACCUUGAAUUCCUUCUGCCUUUGCCGCUCAAGUGCCGGGCUCACAGGCGUGUGCCAGCACCGCUCAGGUCCGGGCCGUGCUGAGGGUGAUCCAGGGCCUAGUGCAUGCCAGACAAACUUAUUCUACCAACCAAGCCACAUCCCCAGCACCCCCUUGCCUCCUCCUGUUUCAGCCUCAGGGACUUUCCUUGUCCCUCCCUCCACUCAUGUCUGAACUCAGAAUUUAUGGCUAGCAAAAUUCCAGCCCCAAGCUCUCGUGGCUACAACCAGGUCUCCUCAGUGAAGGGUAACCAGGCCAUAUGCCCACAGAUCUCCCCAGACAAUGAGGAAGUGCCCAGAGCCCAGACCCUGCUCCUCUGAGAUUGUAUAUUUAAAGCUAUUUGUCCUUUCUCAGACCAUGAGAGAAUAAUAUAUCGGCACUGUCUGUCUGCCGAUUGCACUGUAAUAAAUCGAUUAUUUUGCCUA